Molecule: messenger RNA, 1821 nt
Organism: Scylla paramamosain (green mud crab)
Lineage: Eukaryota; Metazoa; Arthropoda; Malacostraca; Decapoda; Portunidae
Product: glutamic acid-rich protein-like
Exons: 3
Coding region: 1-1821 (606 amino acids)
Source: RefSeq, a predicted model, not a curated record
AUGCCUGGAUUUUCUACAGAAGAUUUUGGCGCACCGCUGAACAAUACAAGAUUCAACAAGAAGAACAAGAAACAACAGUCAAUGGACGCUCACGAGACCCUCGGUGAGAAGAACACGGAGAAAAUGAAACAGACCAAGCACCACAGCAAGAGGAGGAGCUUGGAAAACCUCCAAGACUGCACCGGUCAUAAGAAAACAAACACUGAAGGGGUUAUGGAACCCAAAAAGCAGAGGAAUAACUUAAAAACCAAGACGCGGAUGAGGAUGGAAUAUUUGUAUCCGAUUAUAGACCCCAACAAGAAGAGGAAGAAGCAGGACAUGGAGGGCGAUGAAAACCAGAACAAGAAGACCAAGAAAGACACGGAGGACCACGAGAAGCAGUACAAGAACACGAAGAAGGACACAGACGACCACGAGAAGCAGGACAGGAAGACGAAGAGGGGCACAGAGGACCACAAGAACCAAGACAAGAAGAGGAAGAAGGACACGAAGGAUCACGAGAAGCAGGAAGAGAAAAGCAAGGACAAGGAAGAUCACGAGAACCAACACAAAAACACCAAGGGAGAAGGCAGGAAAAAACCGAAGGAAAGGGUGGAAUAUGGAGAUAAUGAAGACUACGAGGAACAGGCCAAAAAGAGCAGCACGGAGAAACGUGAGAGCCAGGCCAAGAAGAGGAAAGGUAAGAGUAUUGAAGACCAUGAUAGCCAGGCCAAGAAGAGAAAGGGGCAGGGCAAAGAGGACCAUGACACCCAGGUCACGAAGAAAUUGCACGACAAGGAGGAACAUGACAGUCAGGCCAAGAAAAGAAAGAGGCAGGACAAGGAGGAAGAUGAUACCCAGGCCAAGAAAGUGAAAAGGCAGGACAAGAAGAAACAUGACACACAGGCCAAGAAAAGGAAGAGGCAGGACAAGGAGGAACAUGAUACCCAGGCGAAAAAGGGGAAGGGAGAAGAGAAAGAGCCAAAGAAGAGGAGGCCGCUGGAGAAUUAUAAGCGUAUCCUUGAUCACCUCAGGAAGAGGGGAGGGCGGGACAGCAGCAACGUGCUGAAGCUGAAGGUGGAGGCCGAAAGAGUCAAAAAGAAGAGGAGUGUGAGCGAGUACUGCCGUGUUCAUCUUGAGGAAGGACACAUGACGGAUGCGACCGUGCGCGGCCAUCCAUGUCUUGUCUUUUUUGACACCGGCGCCUCAGCCAGCAUCAUGUUCCUGUCACUGGCUAAGAGAGCGGGCCUCCUCACGGGCCGCGAGAAGACAGAAAAAAAUACUCUUCUCUACCUGGAAUGGCAUCCUGUUGCUGGACGUGAUCAUGCUCGACGAGGUACUGAGGCGGAGAUCACCUCUCGCAACGACGUGAUAGUGCUGUCCAUGAGCCGCCUGCAGGAGGCUGAGAUGCGGCAGGACUUCCAUCACGACGGUAGCAGCACCCUGUUCCUGCGUCACCCGGAACGUCUGCGGCGGAGACCUCAGCCAGGGCGCGAAGGGAAAGUGUUCGCGUUUGCCGCACAAGCACAAGGCGUCGAGGAGCCGCUGAUGGUGCUGCUGGACACAUGCUCUACUAUACCAUUCUCUAUCACCAAGAUCGGCCGGUACAACGUGCGGUGCAGGACAGGAAGCGAGACUGCGCUGCCGACACGAGUCAUUCUGCAGUUUGGCAGCGGCACACUCACAGUGCAGAUGAACACCAACCAGGGGGUUAGCGACUUCGACUUUGUGUUUGGACGACCGCUGCUCUGUAAAUUACGAGCAGCAAUAGAUUAUGUUGAUUCGACCAUGACGUUGAAGCUCAACAGAAAACAAUUCUGCCUCGACAUCUUCCCUCACUGA